Camarhynchus parvulus is the source of this 1255-nucleotide messenger RNA. It is a transcript of the gene FMOD, whose product is annotated as fibromodulin. The transcript is spliced from 3 exons. Gene Ontology annotation, molecular function: protein binding. The record is from RefSeq and is a predicted model, not a curated record. NCBI's taxonomy places the organism in Eukaryota, Metazoa, Chordata, Aves, Passeriformes, Thraupidae. Bases 107 to 1255 code for a protein of 382 amino acids.
CGCUGCGGCUCGGGAGCCUCCCCCCCUCCCAUGCUGCCGGUGCCACGGCACAGCCCGCAGCAGCCUUUGCACAGGAGGAGAAGAGCAGCUCGGUCCCUCCACCGCCAUGCCUCGGGCCACCACCCUCAUCCUCAUCCUGGCCGGGCUCUGCGCGUCCUCCCUGGGCCAGUACAACGAGGAGGAGGACCUGGCGUGGCUCCAGUACUACCUGCGGCAGUCCCGCGCCUCCUCCUACAACUACGUGCCCUACUACGAGGAGGAGAGCCCCGCGUACGCCUACUCCUACCCCUCUGCCACCGACACUGAGCCCGAGCCCGAGCCCGAGCCGCAGCAGGCGGCGCCCUGGCGGUGUCCCCAGGAGUGUGACUGUCCCCCCAACUUCUCGUCGGCCAUGUACUGUGACACGCGCAACCUGCGCUACCUGCCCUUCGUGCCCUCGCGGAUGAAGUACGUUUAUUUCCAGAACAAUCUCAUCACCUCCAUCCAGGAGGGCGCCUUCGACAACGCCACCGAGCUGGAGUGGCUGGCGCUGCACAACAACCAGAUCAGCAGCGAGAAGAUGGGGAAAAAGGUUUUUGGGAAGCUGCAGCGGUUGGAGAGGCUCUACAUGAACAGCAACAACCUGACCCGGCUGCCCAGCCCGCUGCCGCGCUCGCUGCGGGAGCUCCACCUCUCCUACAACCAGAUCUCCAAGGUGCCUCCCAACGCUCUGGAGGGGCUAGAGAACCUCACGGCGCUCUACCUCAGCCACAACUUCAUCUUCGAGAUGGGCGCGUCCCUCAAGGGGCUCAAGUCGCUGAUCCUGGCCGACCUGAGCUACAACAACCUCAGGAAGGUCCCCGACGGGCUGCCGGCGUCGCUGGAGCAGCUCUACCUGGAGUACAACUACAUCAACGCCAUCCCUGAUGAGUAUUUCCAGGUGUCCCCCAGGCUGCUGUACGUGAGGAUGUCCCACAACAGCCUGACCAACCAAGGGCUCUCCAGCAACACCUUCAACAGCAGCAGCAUCCUGGAGCUGGACCUCUCCUACAACCGGCUGCAGAAGAUCCCACGGGUCAACACCAACCUGGAGAACCUCUACCUGCAGGGGAACCAGAUCAACGAGUUCUCCAUCAGCAGCUUCUGCUCCGUGGUGGACGUGAUGAACUACUCGCGGCUGCAGGUGCUGCGGCUGGACGGCAACGCCAUCAAACGCAACGCGGUGCCCCCGGACGCGCCGCUGUGCCUGCGCCGCGCCACCGUCAUCGAGAUCUGA